Messenger RNA from Solanum verrucosum, 2640 nucleotides. Its product is annotated as protein ALTERED PHOSPHATE STARVATION RESPONSE 1. The coding region runs from base 391 to 2298 and encodes 635 amino acids. NCBI's taxonomy places the organism in Eukaryota, Viridiplantae, Streptophyta, Magnoliopsida, Solanales, Solanaceae. The transcript has 4 exons. The record is from RefSeq and is a predicted model, not a curated record.
AAUUGGCACUCUGUCCAACACCUUUGCCUCUGUACAAUUCCAAAUUUAUGCUCCUCCCCCCAUUCUCUCUCACACAUUCCCCAUUGAAAUGGUGAUUUUGUUGGUGUUCUCAAAUUGGGGAUAGCUGGUGUAAAGAUUCAAUUUUUGAUCUGUCUGAGUAAUAAGCAAAAAGAAAAAAGAAGAGUACUUUUUUUUUAUUUAUUCUUUUUGGUCUGAAAUUGGUGUGUCAGUCUUUGGAGUACAACACACAUGGAACAUGGUUGAUAGUUCAAGAAAGGAGAAAAGGUUAAAGUGAGGCUUGGUUUUAGCUAAGCUUUGCUCUUUUUGAGUUGUGUUUUUUUGAAGAAGAAGAAGAAGAGAAGAGAGGAGAGGAGAAAAAUUAGAUCAAAAAUGGGUUGUUGGUAUUCAAGAUUAGAGAGAGAAGAAUUGGUUUCAAGAUGCAAAGCUCGAAAGAGAUACAUGAAACAGUUAGUAAAAUCAAGACAAGCUUUUUCUGCUUCUCAUUCUAUGUACUUACGUUCAUUGAGGAAUACUGGUUCUGCUUUGCUUCAGUUUGCUACCGGAGAAACUGAUCUCCACCCCCAAAACCACCACCUUCCACCACUUCCACCGUCGCCACCACGGCGACUCACCACCCCUCACCCGCCUCCUCCGCCGCCACCACCGAUGAGUCCUACAUCCUGGACAACCUCUACCACUACAUCUUCCGCCCUUCCACCACCCCCUCCGCCGCCGCCGCCUCCACCUCCUCCUCCGGCGACAUCAAAUUGGGAUUUCUGGGACCCAUUUGUGCCGCCUCCGUCAUCUUCGAGGUCAGUCACGGAGGAAGAAUGGGACGAGACAACGAUAACAUCGGAGGCCGCCAUCACCACCACGGUUGGAGCGGCGAGCGUGGCGGCUCCGCCGUCGGCGGUUAGCCAGUUUUCUAAAGAAACCACUUCAACAAGUGAACUUGCGGUGGUGGUCUCUACUAAAAGCAAAGACUUGGUGGAAAUCAUCAAAGAGCUCGAUGAGUACUUUCUUAAUGCUGCUGAUGCUGGUGGACAACUCUCAUUGCUUUUGGAAGUUCCCAAUUGUGCUUUUUCCGAACAAAGAUCUUCAGAUAAGUUGAUGAGUCCUUUUUCAUGGUCAUUUGGUGGAAGUUCAAGAUGGAAUGGAAUUGGAAGAUUUUGUGAUGACCCAAUGAACAAAUCCAUCAAUGGGGCAAAUGGUGCCAAAGCAGCUUCCCACUGUUCCACUGUGGAGAGAUUAUAUGCUUGGGAGAAAAAACUCUAUCUUGAGGUCAAGCAUGCUGAGGCAUUAAAGUUGGAGCAUGAGAAAAGGGGAGGUCAUGCUAGGAAACUAGAGAUGAAGAGGGCUGAUUAUGUGAAAACAGAGAAAGCCAAGAAAGAAGUAGAAAAGUUGGAAUCACAAAUGAUGGUUGCUGCACAAGCUAUUGAAACUACAUCAGCUGAAAUCAUCAAAUUAAGGGAGUCAGAGCUCUAUCCACAACUUGUUGAUCUGGUCAAAGGGUUGAUGUACAUGUGGAGAAGCAUGUAUGAAUGCCAUCAUGUUCAAACGCAUAUAGUGCAGCAGUUGAAGUAUCUCAAUACUGUGCCAUCAACUUAUCCUACCUCUGAGCUUCAUCGACAAUCAACAUUACAACUUGAGCUUGAACUGGAACAGUGGCACCUAUCUUUUUGCAACCUAGUGAAAUCUCACCGGGAUUAUAUUCAGUCCCUUACUGGCUGGCUCCGUCUUAGCCUAUUCCAGCUUGGCAACAACCCCGUACCUAAGACCAGCCAGGACAAUGCAGUUUACUCCCUUUGUGAAGAGUGGCAUCUUGCAGUCAACAAUGCUCCAGACAAAGUAGCAUCGGAAGGAAUCAACAGUUUACUAACUGUUAUCCAUGCCAUUGUGGUGCAGCAAUCAGAAGAGAUCAAGCAAAAGAAGAAAUCAGAGAUGGCAUUUAAAGAGCUCGACAAGAAAUCUUCUGAGCUUCGGUCACUAGAGUCCAAGUAUGGCCCGUAUUCUAUACCCGAUUCCUCUAGCAGUAGUACAAGGAGCAAGAACCCUGUGACCGAGAAACGAGCUAAGGUGGAUGCUAUCAGAGCAAAAGCUGAGGAUGAGAAGGCCAAGUAUGACAAAGCUGUGAGUGUAACAAGGGCAAUGACAUUGAACAAUCUACAGAUGGGUUUGCCACAUGUUUUUCAGGCUGUGACGGGUUUUGCCAAUGUAUGGACACAUGCAUUUGAGUCGGUAUAUAAUCAAGCUAAAAAUACUGAUCAGGUGCAUGAAAUGAAGAGGAUUUUGCCUUGAGAUACAGAGUGUGCGCUUCAUUGUGGUCCAGGCAGCCAGCAGGAAAAAUGUAUAUACGUGUUCUUGAAUUCCCCCUACUGGUUUCCCAGUAUGUGCUAUAAUUUAUUGGGGAACUUAGAAAUGCAGAUUUUCUUGAAAGUGAGCGAAAGAGAUGAUUACGGCUUAAGCAAUUAUCGACAGUGUAAGUAUGGCUGGCUGAUGGAGGUAGGUGAUAUAGAUUGCUAGCUUUUGGCGUUAGAUGAUGUUAGGAUUUUGAAGUAUGCUUUAGCUUUGCUCGGAAACAGUUGCUAGUGUUUUUCCAUUUGUCCUUUUGGAUCAAAUGCUGGGAAAAAAUAGUUUUGC